Amblyraja radiata (thorny skate) is the source of this 1125-nucleotide messenger RNA. Its product is annotated as actin-85C-like. Bases 4 to 1125 code for a protein of 373 amino acids. The transcript has a single exon. Lineage: Eukaryota; Metazoa; Chordata; Chondrichthyes; Rajiformes; Rajidae. The record is from RefSeq and is a predicted model, not a curated record.
AUAAUGGUGGACCUCCAACCCGCCGUCGUCAUCGACAAUGGAUCAGGUCUGAUCAAAGCUGGCAUCUCAGGGGACAAGGAACCUCGCUCGAUCUUCAACAACAUGAUCGGUAAGCCCCGUCAGAAAGCGCUCAUCAUAGGAGCCGGCCAGAAGGACUUCUACAUUGGCGACGAAGCCCAAGUCAAGAGAGGGGUGUUGUCCAUCAAAUACCCGGUGGAGCACGGCAUAGUCACCUCCUGGGAUGAUAUGGACAAGAUCUGGAGGUACGUGUAUGACAACGAUUUGAAAAUCAAGUCAAACGAGAGACCGGCCCUGCUGACCGAGGUCCCCUUGAAUCCGUUGGCCAACAGGGAGAAGAUGUGCCAGAUCCUCUUUGAGGGCUUCGAUGUCCCGGCCAUGUACGUGGCCAUCCAAGCGGUGCUGGCUCUCUAUGCCUCCGGGAGGACCACUGGGUGUGUGAUGGACAGUGGGGAUGGCGUGACCCACACGGUGCCCAUCUACGAGGGCUACUGCCUUCCCCACGCAGUUCUCAGGCUGGAGGUCGGGGGCAAGGACCUAACCGAGUACCUGGUGAGGAUCCUGACCGAGAGCGGCAUCUCCUUCGUCAGCACGGCCGAGAAGGAGAUCGUGAGGGACAUUAAAGAGAGGCUGUGUUACGUGACCCCGGACCUGCAAACCGAGAUGUGUAAGAAACCCUGCGAAGUGGAGAGGGAUUACAAGCUGCCCGAUGGCCAGAUCAUCAAAAUCCAAAACCAGAGGUUCCGUUGCCCCGAGACUCUCUUCCUCCCGGCCAACAUAGGCAUCGAGGCGCCCGGCAUCGACAAACUGUGCUUCAACACCAUCAUGAAGUGUGACAUUGACCUGAGGAAAGACCUGUACGCCAACAUGAUUCUGGCUGGGGGUUCCAGCCUGUUCCCCGGGAUGGAUGAGAGGAUGCUGAAGGAGAUGACCAAGAUGGUCCCCACCGGCACCCCGGUCAGGGUGUGUGCUCCGCCCGAGAGGAAAUACUCGGUGUGGAUGGGAGGAUCAAUCCUCUCCUCCCUCUCCGCCUUCCAGCAGAUGUGGAUCACGGCCUGCGAGUACAAGGAGGUCGGGGCUAAUAUCGUGCACAGAAAGUGUUUCUGA